This is a messenger RNA of Ceratotherium simum simum (southern white rhinoceros), 1495 nucleotides long. Lineage: Eukaryota; Metazoa; Chordata; Mammalia; Perissodactyla; Rhinocerotidae. The record is from RefSeq and is a predicted model, not a curated record.
CCCUGGGAAGCAGAGGGGAGAUGGACUGAGUUGGGCCUUGAGAGACUCAUCCUUUCCACAGUCCCAUGUCACUCUCCUGUCCUCUCCACAUCCAUCUCUCCUAACCACCAACACCAGGGCCCAGAAUAGUAGGUGUGGUGAGCAGCCUGCUCACAAGUCUGCUCAAACCUCAGUCCUGAUGCUCAAGUGCAUGGAGGAUGGGGUAGGCUAUGCCCAGGGCCUUCAAAAGAAGAGUGUCAGUGGGCAGAUGAGACUCACACAGGCUCUCUGUUAGACCUGGUCAAUGACCAGGUCUUCCACUGCAAGGACAGCCCCAGAGAGAUUGGGCCUCUGGUGCCAUCCUCUGGGUCCUUGACCCAACGAAGGGUGUAUGGGAGCACGGUGUAGAAUGAAAGGCCAGGCCUCUGACUCUGCUCCACACAUGACUCCCCCAGUGCCCUCUCUGUCAUCUUGAACAACUGGCCAGACCAGUACUUGCAGAAUUCCUGGCAGCCCCUGCACUGUCCCUUUUUCAGGCUAAAGGGAAUGUAUGUGCAGGUCGACUUACCUGGCUCAGAUCUGGAUUGCCGUGACCCUCUUAUCCUGGUCAAGUUGGAGCUUCUAGAGGCCACUGAGGCAGAACCAGAGGUGCCAGCUCCAGGGCUCCAGCCAACUGCAGAGCCAGAACAGUGGCCAGUUGUGGAGGUAGAGCUGGCUCCAGCUCCAUUGAUAUCACCCCCUCUAGUGCUGGAGCCAGCAUCCCCUCCAUCAGCAGUGUUGGAGCUGGAGCAAGGGCCAACUUCAGCUCUAGCAGGAAUGGCAGCUGCUGAGCUGGAGUCACCUGGACCAUCUUUUCUGGUGGGAAUUCCAUCUCCAUCUCCAAAAAUAGAGACAGAGCCAGCUCCAGCCCCAGAGCCUUCCUGCCCCAAGGCUGUGGCCAGUAAGAACCAUCCGAGUGAGAAGAAGCCUAACCUCAUGGCCUUCCCUUCUAAGCUGGUGGCAGAGCAGUUGACUGUAAUGGAUGCGGUGAGCAGCUGGGCUCUCAGGGUGGAGUGGGGCAGGCCUUCCUUCUGCCAUCAUUGCCCAAGACCUGAUCCAGACUCCUGUGAUCUGGGCCCGAAUCCCAGCCCCACCCCUUACCAACUAUAUGACCUGGGCAACUAUCUGACCCCCAAGCCUUUGCUGUCCACCUGCAGACCGUAGAGGUGGACACUAACAGGACCUGCUCCACAGAGUGGCUGUGCCGAUUCAAUGAGGUAGAAGAGAUGGAAAGCUGGGCAGGGCCUGGGACAUUCAGUGGAGGAGGGGAAUUCACUGUGUGCAGCAAGGUCCAUGGUGGCCCAACCAUCUGCUCAGGAGUCUCAACAGCCUCAGCACUUAUUAGACACCUGAUAUGUACUUAACCACAAGGAAGACAAACAAAGCCUGUGGUUGUAGCUGCCACAGGGGAAUGUGCAUCAGAAUGUGGAGUGGGACCAGAGGGGCGAUCAGGGUGCUGAAAUAUGCCCCCUUGGGA